This is a messenger RNA of Rosa rugosa (rugosa rose), 2065 nucleotides long. Its product is annotated as PAN domain-containing protein At5g03700. The coding region runs from base 319 to 1803 and encodes 494 amino acids. The record is from RefSeq and is a predicted model, not a curated record. The transcript has a single exon. Gene Ontology annotation, biological process: recognition of pollen. Lineage: Eukaryota; Viridiplantae; Streptophyta; Magnoliopsida; Rosales; Rosaceae.
AGCACUAGCACCCCUAUGAAUUUGCGUCGAGGAUGAAAAGAAAUGUAUAGCUCACAAGACUUCCAAGUGCCACUUGCAAACCAUACUUUCGGUUGAUCAACAUGCUUAAUUGCCUGCCUUUCUUAAUUCACAAAUUACUCAUUCUUUUUCUGAUUUCGAAUUUAAAAUAAUAUACUCAAUCGAUCCGCAACAUGAUCAAGCAUUAUAUAUCAGACUGCGGCUGCCCUUUCCUAUCCUCUCAUGGCUGUCUUUCGCAUUCUCUAGUCGCUCAACUCUCUGCAACACCUUCAUAACAUCCACACACCCCCUUUUCCAAAAAUGGAGACUCAUUUCAUCAACUCAGUAACUCGUCUACGUGCAACUCAGCUCCUUCUCUGCACACUCGCUAUAUUACUCUUCUCACCCACCGCCACCACCCUAUCAGAGCUUCCCAGAGGCUUCAAGGCCACUCCCGACUCCUCAACCCAAACCUUCCAACCUCUCCUCUCCGACUCCACUGGCAAUUUCUCCCUCGGCUUUCUCCGAGUCAACAAAACCCAGCUGGCUCUCGCCGUCCUCCACGUUCCGUCAUCUGAGCCCUUCUGGGUGGCAAACCCUGCCCAACUCGCUCGCUGGUCCGACCGUACCCACCUCACUUUCAACGGCAGUCUCGUCCUUUCCGAUCCUCAGACAAGGACAUAUUGGUCAACUCACACUGAUGCUGAUCAUGUUAUCCUCCUCAACAAUUCAAACUUGCUAAUACAGAGUGCCAACCAGAACGAAGCUCCAGCAUGGCAGAGUUUCGACUUUCCCACAAAUACCCUCGUCGAAAACCAGAAUUUCACAUCUAAAAUGGUUCUGAUUUCCUCCAACGGACUGUACUCGAUGCGAUUAGGGCCCGACUUCAUCGGCCUCUACGCGAAUUUCAAUGAAGGCUCGGACCAGAUUUAUCUCCGGCACAAAGCAAUGGAAGCCAAAACCGAUAUAGUCGAGAAUGAAGGCCCCAUUUACGCGCAGAUAAACCCGGAUCGGUACCUCGGUAUGUACCAAACGGGUAACCCGUUACCCGCCGACGUUCAAAAGUUCAACAGCUAUCAGACACCCAUCACCGGCUUCCUCCGGGUCCGGUUAGAACCCGACGGGAACUUAGUCGGGUACUUCUGGGACGGGUCGAAGUGGGUUUUGGACUACCGGGCGAUUUCUCAAAGCUGCGAGCUUCCGAGUGCGUGCGGUUCGUACGGGUUGUGUACAGCCGGAAAUGGCUGCUCGUGUUUGGAUAACCGGACGGAGUUUGCCUCCGGCGAGUGUUUCGCGGCGCAGUCCGGUGACUUCUGCAGCGACGGAAUCCCGAGAAAUAAUUUCUGGGUUUUGAGGAGGAACGGGGUUGAGCCGCCGUACAAGGAGUUGAUGGGGUACCAAACGACGUCGUCGCUGGACCAGUGCGAGAGGCUUUGUGAAAGGAACUGUAGCUGUUGGGGCGCGGUUUUUAAUAACGCAUCCGGGUUUUGUUACAUGAUGGACUACCCGAUCCAAACCCUAGUGGGUGUGGGGGAUGAGACCAAGAUAGGGUAUUUUAAGGUGCGGGAGGGUGCAGGGAGGAAGAAAAUGACUGUGGGUGUUGGGGUUGGGAUUGGUGUGAUGUGUGGGGUGGUUUUGAUUUUGGUGGGGAUUGUUGGGGUUUGGAGGUUUAGGGUUUGGAAGAGGAAGAGGGGAGGAGGAGCAGUAAAGAGCCGGUUCAUGGAGCAAAACGGCGGCGUUUCGCCCGGCCCGUAUAAGGAUCUUGGAUCGGCAAGCUUUAGGUCAAUUGAGAUGGGGAGUACAUAGUGACGCAAGUAGUGACAUUUUUGAUUAACACUCAUUUGAUUAGUGGUGGUGGGUUCGGGCUAAUCUUUGUUAUAUUGUAUGAUAAUACAUGAUUAGUGAACCCUCAAACAUAAACGUCUAAUCUUCUUGAUAAUGUUUGCAACUUUGCAUAAUUGUAUAUACAUUAGUGCUCUUCACAUGUCACUUUGAGAUCUUUAUAUCGAUGAAAGUUGCACAAUUUUAAAUAUAAUGAAUAGAGGUUUCGACCUGGGAUAAUGAAUCA